Messenger RNA from Cynara cardunculus var. scolymus (artichoke), 2226 nucleotides. RefSeq lists its product as uncharacterized. The transcript is spliced from 8 exons. Bases 1 to 1986 code for a protein of 661 amino acids. The record is from RefSeq and is a predicted model, not a curated record. NCBI's taxonomy places the organism in Eukaryota, Viridiplantae, Streptophyta, Magnoliopsida, Asterales, Asteraceae. Gene Ontology annotation, biological process: mRNA catabolic process. Gene Ontology annotation, molecular function: demethylase activity; mRNA binding.
AUGGCAAUGCCAUCGGGGAACGUGGUAAUUCCGGAUAAAAUGCAGUAUCCAAGUGGUGGUGCGGUUGGGCCGGCCGGGGGAGGAGCAGCCGGCAGUGGGGUUGGGUGGUAUCCAGACGAAAGAGAUGGGUUCAUUUCGUGGUUGAGAGGGGAAUUUGCUGCUGCCAAUGCGAUUAUUGAUUCGUUAUGUCAUCAUUUGAAGAGUGUUGGCGAACCUGGGGAAUAUGAUGGGGUUAUAGGAUCCAUACAGCAGAGGAGGUGUAAUUGGAACCCUGUCCUUCAUAUGCAGCAAUACUUUUCGGUGGCUGAGGUGUUUAACGCCUUGCAACAGGUGACAUGGAGGCGGCAACAGCAACAUCGUGGUGGUGGGUUUUAUGAUCCGAUGAAGGUUGUGGGACCGGGGAAGGAUUAUAAGAGAUCUGGUGGUGCUGGGUCUAGGCAGGGCCAGGGGCAUAGGGUUGAAAUUGCUGUGAAGGAUGGUCAUAGUUCUACUGUAGAUUUCAAUAGUCCCGGAAAUGUUGCAAAUGGGUCUGGCAAUUUGGUGGGGAAUGAAGUUCCCAUAUCUGAUGACAAAGAUGUUGCACUCACCAAGUGUAGUGAUGGUUUAAGCACAAAAUCUCAAGUAGACGACAAUGGUAAGAGCCUGGACUCACAUUCAACAUUGUCGGAGAGUUUAGCAUAUGAGACAAAGGAGGCUGAGGAUAAUCCAAACUUAAAAGGAUGUACUAAUGAGCAUUCGAAGAAUGGAUUAUUUUCUACGCAUAAUGCACAACAGAAGCCGGAUACUUUAGCAGUUGCAAAAACUUUUGUUGGUACUGAGAUAUUGGAUGGAAAAGCGGUUAAUGUUGUUGAUGGAAUGAAAAUGUAUGAAGAGUUAUUUGAUGAGUCUGGAGUUAGGAAAAUGGUUAGCUUGGUAAAUGAUUUGAGGGCUGCUGGAAGACGGGGACAAUUUCAAGGACAGACAUUUAUUGUCUCAAAGAGACCCAUGAAAGGUCAUGGAAGAGAGAUGAUUCAAUUGGGCUUGCCCAUUGCGGAUGCACCUUUUGACGAUGAAAUCAUCGAUCGGAAAAUAGAACCAAUUCCAAGUUUAUUUCAAGAAUUCAUUGAACGAUUAAUGGCCAUGCAAUUUCUGUCAGUGAAGCCAGACUCCUGCAUUAUCGAUAUUUAUAAUGAGGGUGACCACUCGCAGCCCCAUAUGUGGCCAUAUUGGUUUGGAAGGCCCAUAUGUGUUUUGUUCUUGACAGAAUGUGACAUGACUUUUGGUAGCGUAAUAGGAGCGGACCAUCCUGGGGAUUACAGAGGCUCUAUUAAGCUUUCUCUCGCUCCUGGAUCUAUGCUAGUUAUGGAAGGAAAAUCUGUAGAUUUUGCUAAGCACGCGAUUCCCUCACUCCGAAAACAACGAAUACUUGUAACUUUGACGAAGUCACAACCAAAGAGAACCAUGCUUUCUGAUCGUCAGCGUUCUCCAGCUCCGGUAGCACCGGCUACCCAUUGGGCCCCGCCUCCUACUAGGUCCCCGAACCACAUUCCCAAUCCUAUGGGACCCAAGCACUAUGUCCAAGUCCCAACAACCGGUGUUCUGCCAGCUGCGGCUGUCCGUCCUCCGCUACCACCACCAAAUGGCAUCCAGCCUAUUUUUGUUCCUUCAGCAGUUGCACCGCCAAUGACUUUUCCGGCAGCUUCCAUGGGUCUGCCACCACCUGCCUCUGCAGGAUGGGCAACCACUCCUCUGAGGCAGCAUGCUCCACCUCGCUUACCAGUACCUGGCACCGGAGUCUUCCUUCCUCCAGGUUCAGGCAAUUGUACAUCCAUAGAACCCUCUAAUGAUGCUGCAACGUGUGAUGAUGAGAAUAGCACAUCCCCAAAAGAGAAAGUGGAUGCAGAAACACAAGAAGAUUGCAAAGGAAGUUUGGAUGAAAAUGGUGGUAAGACAGCAGCAGGAGAGCAGAAACAGAAACAGAAUGAUGAUGUAAAGAUGGCAAAUUAAAGCCAGCAGAAUUUUAAAGAAUUCGUCGUUUUGACUGAAAGCUGCAACGGGUUUGAAGCAAAUGUAAAAAGCGGCAAAGCAAAAAGUCUUCGAUAGGUGACACAUUAUGGGCAGAACACAGAGAGGGAAGAGUUAAAAACUUUAGUUGGCUCUGGAAUCCUUAUGCUUUUUUGUUGUCUUACUACAUGAACACAAACUCUUAAUUUAGCUCAAUUUACAAGUAUAUCCAUCUAAGGAGUC